CGUGUGAUGAUGAUGAUGUCCGGUAACUUGUCUAACGCGUCUCAGCUGGCCUGGACUCCUCCCUCUUUCACUCCCGCGGCUCAGGCUCGGGUAGCGGCGACCAUGAUCCUCUUCAUCUUCGCCGCGCUCAGUAACCUAGCGCUCUUCAUCAGUGUGUGUCGCGGCCGGCGUCUGGCGUCUCACCUUCGACCCCUCAUCCUCAGCCUGGCGGCGGCCGACCUCUUGAUGACCUUCGUGGUGAUGCCGCUGGACGUGGUGUGGAACGUGACGGUGCAGUGGCUCGCGGGCGACGGCGUGUGUAAGGUCAUGUGUUUCCUGAAGCUGUUCGCCAUGCAAACCUCGGCGUUCGUGCUCGUGGUCAUCAGUGUGGACCGACACCAGGCCAUCCUGCGCCCGCUCGACUCGCUCGACGCGCACCACAGGAACAGGAGGAUGCUAGUGUCGGCCUGGAGCCUCAGCGCGCUGAUCGCAUCACCACAGCUGUUCAUCUUCAGGACGGUGAGAGCAGAGAGCGAGGACUUCACUCAGUGUGUGACACACGGCAGUUUCCGGGAGCGCUGGCAGGAGACGGCCUACAACAUGUUCCACUUCGUCACACUGUACGUGAUUCCCCUGCUGGUCAUGAGCUGCUGCUACACCUGCAUCCUCAUCGAGAUCAACCGGCAGCUGCACAAGAGCCAAGCGGGCGAGUCUCUCCGGCGCAGCGGCACAGACAUGAUCCCGAAGGCCAGGAUGAAGACGCUGAAGAUGACGGUGAUCAUCGUGGUGUCGUUCGUGGUGUGCUGGACGCCCUACUACCUGCUGGGCAUCUGGUACUGGUUCCAGCCGGAGAUGCUGACGGUCACGCCCGAGGCCAUCCAUCACCUGCUCUUCGUGUUCGGGAACCUGAACACAUGCUGCGACCCGGUGAUCUACGGGCUGUACACACCCUCCUUCCGUGCAGACCUCGCCCGCUGCUGCCGCCGCACACACACACACUCGCCACGCUCUCUGGAGCACCGGCACGAGGCCGACCCGCACAAGCCCACGUAACUACAUCUUGAAAAUCAAGUUGUGCUGGUCUUUUCUUCUCUAUUUCUUCUCAAUGUGGGCGGGGCUUGAUUUUGUCUGUUGGGAAUCCGAUUGGAUGGUUGUGGUUUUCCCUAGAGACAGAGCACAUUUAGGCCACGCCAACCAACCGUCUCCAUUGACUCUGUAUUGUGAGGCUGCCUCCUCGUCAUUCUGACUCACCCACAUCACUACAUCUUCCUGCUUGAAAGGGGAGUUGCGCUGGCCUCUUCUUCUCCACUGUAUCCUAUAUCCGAGGGAAAGGCUUUUGGAACAAGAACAAAUGUUGACGGGGCUUGAUUUUGUCUGCUUUUGCAGGGAGUUUGAUUGACAGGCGAUCUGACCAAUCAAAAUCCGCCAUCUGCCAAAUCCGCCAAUUUUUGUCCGACAAAGCAGUCAGGAGAGUUAGUAGAUUACGGUUGUGGACUUGAACUUGGGAAACGGUGUGUACUACUGACCUCUUUCCACGGUUGAAACAACAUUCUCUGAUGUUUAUUUGAUGCUGUAAGUGAACUAGAAGAGAUGAUCGGUUCACGAGGCGCUACAGCGAUCUGUCACGACACAUUAAAGAGCAUCAAAACGGUAUUUAUUAUUAUUUUAAAACAUUUUUUUUAAUGAAUAAAAUAAAAAAAUGUAGACCUUGUUUCAUAUCAAAAGUGCCUGGUCAGUGUUUGAGAGCGCAGUGGCUUGUCGGACAUAGCAACAGUAACUAAAGGAGGCGGGCCUUUGGUCAAUUGAUCACAGACUGUAAAUAUGGGCGUAGUGUGUGUGACGUCUGCCCAAACUGGCUUAACAACGACUCUAACGACUGCGAGGGAGUGUGUUUAUCAGAACGCUCUCGGACUCGAGAGCUGUGCAGAAAAGAGCUCAGAGCAGAUUUGCAGUUUUAGAAUAACUUCACAGCGGGGGAUUGUUAUUAAAGAGUCAGCUGGACGUGCUGAAACGUGUCACACACCUUCAGACUGUUGAUGUGUGUGUGUGUUUGCAUACAGUGUGACUGUUGACUGCGCAGCUCGCUCAGUCCCAGAGACGCCCUCACACUCGCAUCCUCAGGGUUUCGUCUCGUUUCCAGCUCACAUAUCCAAACACUCCUAAAUCAAUGUACAUUUCCUGGAGAACAAGCAAGAUCAUUUGAUAAGAAACUGAUCAAAAUUCUAUAAUUAAUUUAUGCUAAAAACAAGAACACAUCUGUCAUUGGUAUCAGGAAAAUAAACACGAUUCAAAGGGAAAACAAGUCGUUUUUUGUUUUUUCAGGUAGAUUAUUUCUCCAAAAGCAAGACUUCUUAACCUGUCAUUGUGCUUGAUCUGUUAAUGUGUCUUGAUCUAAAUGCUCUGAGUCUGCAGUUUUAUCAUUGCACAUUUCCAUGUGGAGGGUUGUGAAGUUGACUCUGACCAAUGGAUGUUGUGAUGAUGAUCAGUCAGCCAAUCAGAUCUGGUGACCC
Molecule: messenger RNA, 2489 nt
Organism: Pimephales promelas (fathead minnow)
Lineage: Eukaryota; Metazoa; Chordata; Actinopteri; Cypriniformes; Leuciscidae
Gene: gnrhr3
Product: gonadotropin releasing hormone receptor 3
Biological process (GO): cellular response to hormone stimulus; G protein-coupled receptor signaling pathway
Cellular component (GO): plasma membrane
Molecular function (GO): peptide binding; protein-hormone receptor activity; G protein-coupled receptor activity
Source: RefSeq, a predicted model, not a curated record